AAAAUUUUAAGAUAUAAGUAGAAUAAGAAGCAUAAUCCCAUUAUCCUACCCACCCAAAAUUGGGAGCAAAUCGAAAAACCCUAGCCGGCUGGUGAAGGCUUAAACCCAGAAUUAGGUUAACGGCAAUUGCAGAACAGAAGCAACGUUGUGACCUUGAAAGUUAAAACUCAGACAUGGUUUGGUUUCAAUGUGAAGUUUGUGGAGACAACCUCAAAAAGCCUAAGUUGGCCAGCCACUUCCGAACUUGCUCCGCUCACAAAUUGUCGUGCAUUGACUGCGGGGAAAUAUUUGGGCGUGAUACCGUUCAAGAUCACACACAGUGUAUUACGGAAGCGGAAAAGUAUGGUCCUAAGGGCCAAGGGAAAACUUUGAACGUUGCAACUGCCAAGCCUAACCAGGAUAACAAGCAAAGAGCUGAAGUUGAUAUUAAUGUGGGGUUAUCUGAGCAUCCUCCAUGGUUCUGCAGUCUUUGCAAUACAAAAGCUACAAGUAAGCAAACACUUCUUCUCCAUGCUGAUGGAAAGAAACACAGGGCAAAGGCCCGAGCGUUUCAUGCUGCAAAUCAACAGCCUUCCCGGACAGACAAAUCUGCCCCUGAUGCAAAGGUUGCUGUGGGGACUCCUAAUAAUGACAAAAUUGGGGAGCUGCCAAAAUUGCACGAGUCUUCUAAACAAAAUAACUCAAACACAGGGAAUGAAAUUUCUUCAGCAAAGAAAAAGAGAAAGCUUGAAGCGUUGGAGGAUGACCUUAUUAAACAAGGCAAGAAUGACACUUCAGUUGACAUGGGAAAUGGGGAAGUAAUUCAGGGUGAAGCAACUGGAGAGAGCAACUUGAAGAAAGAAGGCAUAGUGGAAUCUCACUGUACUAGUGCUGUCAAAAACAAAAUAAAAUGGAAGAAGUUUAUCAAGUCAGCCUUGAAAUCUCAUCCUGAUGGAAUUUUGAAGAUGAAGAAACUGAGAAAAGUUGUCCUCAAAGAACUGCAGGAGUCUGGAAUUGUAGUGGAUGAAGCUGAAUUUAGUGAGGCGCUUGAGAAGAAGAUCAAUUCCAGCUCCAGAUUUGCAAUUGAGAACAAGUAUGUGCGUUUGCUGGCCAAAGAUUGAGCUCCAUGGAAAUUUUCGUGAUUCUAUUGUGGUUUGGUAGACAUUCAUUCAUAAAAAAAUUAAAUCUCCUUAUAGAAAAAUUUUGUGAACGAGAAUACGGUACUGUUGCUUUGUGCAAAUAUUCAAUUAUUAUCAUCUUGCAGAAAAACCAAAGAAAACAUCGAGGCAGAGAAAUUUGUGUGGUUAUAAUGUUGAGUCAUAAGCAAUUGUAGAAUUUGCGAAACAUGCGUGUUCUUAAACGUGACCUUGCUCUCCUAUAUGAACGCUAUGAUGAGUUUAUCAAUCAAGGUGUACUUUUUCUUAGUAAACAAAAUCAUUAUGUACUUUUAAGUUGAGGGAGUUCCAUUUAAAUUAUUGUAUUCGACACAUCUCUAGCGUCUGUAAUAUGAUAUUUCCUAUGUAUAUAAUAAACGAGAAGGGUAGGAUGAACAUUUGUUCAAAAUUAGUUUUCAAGGGUGGUAAUUUCCCCGCCUUCCUAGUUCCUUCCAAUUAAAU
Messenger RNA from Abrus precatorius (Indian licorice), 1595 nucleotides. Its product is annotated as UBP1-associated proteins 1C. NCBI's taxonomy places the organism in Eukaryota, Viridiplantae, Streptophyta, Magnoliopsida, Fabales, Fabaceae. The transcript is spliced from 6 exons. The record is from RefSeq and is a predicted model, not a curated record. Gene Ontology annotation, biological process: negative regulation of transcription by RNA polymerase II; rRNA processing. Gene Ontology annotation, molecular function: DNA binding; zinc ion binding. Bases 174 to 1100 code for a protein of 308 amino acids. Gene Ontology annotation, cellular component: nucleolus.